CAGGAGCAGAGACCACCCAACUUGGCCCGCCCAGUGGUAACUCCAUCUCCACUCGUGUGGCAUCAAUAUGGUCUAGCGCGCUCCACCCGCGCAUCCUGUCAUUUUUUACAGCCCGCUUGGCACUCCGCCUAGAUCAUAGCGUCAAAAAAACAACCUCCCUCCACAUUUCUAUGCGAUAGCAUCCUUCUUGUGACAGUUUUCCCCCCAAGCGUCAAACCAGCAACCCCACGCCUUGAUGCUCGCGAAUAUGGCUGAACCGAGGUCUCCAACCAGCCCCACCAGCCCGACAUUCUUCACCACGCCUGAUUUGCCCGCCAUCCCGCUCGACGUUGGAGAUGUCGCGGGAGUCCAUGGCCGCCUUAAAUUUAAACAUGACACUACGAGUCCAAAGAAGAUCGAUGCGACUUGGAUCGAUAAGGAGCGGACCCAGUUGCAGGCUUAUGAGUACUUGUGUCAUAUUGGAGAGGCUAAAGAAUGGGUGGAAGCCUGUAUAAAAGACCAGAUUGCCCCUAUCGACGAGAUAGAAGAGGAAUUGAGAAAUGGAAUCGUUUUGGCGCGGCUGGCGCAGACAUUCCAGCCUGAUGUGGUGAAGAAGAUCUUUGAGGACCGAUCGCGGCUCCAAUUUAGGCAUUCAGACAACAUCAACUACUUCUUCACCGCCAUGCGCCGUGUGAAACUACCGGAGGUGUUCUUUUUCGAGUUGACGGAUCUGUACGACAAGAAAAACAUCCCCAAAGUCAUCUAUUGCAUACAUGCGCUGAGUCACCUCCUCUCUAAGAACGGGCUCGCGCCGUCGAUGAAGAAUCUCGUCGGACAGCUUAGCUUCACCGAGGAGCAGCUGGAUGCGACUCAGCAAUCGCUGGAACAAGCCGGUGUUUCGAUGCCAGCGUUCAAAUCUGUCGGCGACGCCUUGAAGAAAGAAUUAGAAGACGCCCCACCACCGUCUCCUGAGAUUCUAGAGCAGAGAGAACGCGAGCGCUUCCUCAAAGACAACGAAUCCCUUAUCAUAAAAGCCCAAUCCCACGCACGCCGGCACCUCGCCCAACGCGCCUAUCACACCCGCCUCUCCCACCACCGCGCCGCCCAACAACAACGCGCGGACCGCGCGCGCGCCGAAGAGCACGCCAAGAUCGUGCGCGCGCAGGCCGCCGUGCGGAUGCGCCUCGCCCGACGCAAAUAUUUGGAGAAGAAGCAGCUGUUUAAGGAGAAUGAAAACUCGAUUUCGAAGAUUCAGGCGGCGUGGAAGAGCAGGAAGCAGCGGUUGGCGUAUAAGCAGAAGCUGAGUGAGAUUCAUAGUAAGGACCAAGCUUGGGUUAAGCUUCAAGCGCGGUAUCGUGGACGUAAGCAGCGGGAACAAUAUCUGGAGCGCAGGAACUUUUUGCGAGCUCAGGGCGAACAUGUCACGAAGAUCCAGUCAAUGUGGAGAGCGAAGCGCUUUGCGAAAGCGUAUCAGGCAUUAUCACAACUCGAGAAUCCUCAGAUCAAAGUGCUUCAGAACUUUAUAGAGCUUCUUGAUGAUAAUGAUUAUGAUAUCGAGGAGGAGAUUGAACUCGAUCGACUCCGCCAACUCGUGGUCAAACAAAUCCGAGAAAACAUCACAGCGGAAACCGAGCUCGGCGACCUCGACGUCAAAAUCUCACUCCUCGUCAAAAACCGCAUCACCCUCGACGAAGUAGUCGGCUCGACCUCCAAAAAGAUGAAAGCCGCCUAUGGCGGUCCCAAAUCCUCUCAGGACAACAUCGCCAGCAUCAACCUCAGUGGCCGCGACAAGGAAAGCAGACGAAAACGCAAGCAUUACGAGGAACUGUUCUACCUCCUGCAGACGCAACCUCAACAUCUCGCCAAAUUGGUCUUCACGGUCAACAAGAUGAGCGGCGCGAAUUCGAUCAAGUUCUUGACUAAAGUCGUGCUUUCUCUCUAUGGGUAUGCCCAGGACAGACGGCAGGAGUCCCUGCUGCUGUCGUUGUUCAAGGAAGCCAUCAAUCUUGAGGUCGGGGAUAUCACCACCCUUGACGAGUUCUGGCGCGCGGACCCGUUCUUCCUCCGUCUUGUUAUCGAUUACACACGAAGGGGGAGUAAUGCGGACUAUCUGCGGAAUCUCGUGGAGCCGUUCAUCAAAUCUAUGUUGGCGGACAAGAACUUGAAUUUGGAAGUUGACCCCGUUGCGAUUUACCGCGCGCUUAUCACGGCAGAGGAAUCGGCGACGGGUCAGAAAAGCCAGCGCCCGUAUGAGAUUACGCAGAAGGAGGCGUUGGAGGACGCGGAGGUGGCUAAGAUCCAGAGCGAGCGGCUGACGAAGCUCAAGGAGCUGGCGAACGAUAUGUUGGCGGGUUUAGUCAAAUCCGCCAAAAAGAUGCCGUUCGGGCUGCGGUUCAUCGCACGACAGUUGAAAGAGACGUUGCAGAAGCGGUUCCCGGGCAAUGACGAUGAGAUUGUUCGUCUGGUCGGCGGGAACUUCAUCUACUACCGGUACAUCAACCCGGCGAUCAUCCAGCCCGAGCAAUUCGAAGUCAUCGACAUGAACGUGGCGAGCAGCCUGUCGCCCACUGAGCGCAAGAAUUUCGCCACGCUGGGUAAGGCCCUGCACCAAAUGGCCGUCGGCAAAGCAGCCGGCGCGGAAGGCGAGAACCAGAUUGGGGCGCACUUGAUCACACCGGACGCCACGCAGACCUUCAUGAGUUUCUUCAAGGAAGCCACAACGGUCGAUCCAGAGACCGAGGACGACUACCUCGACGCCAUCGACGAGUAUGCCGGGAUGGCCCUCAAGCAGCGGCCGGUGGUCAAGCUCUCCCUCACCGAGAUCUUCCAACUGCACCGGAUCCUUCAAGACAAUAUCCAGGACAUCGCGCCGGAGAAGACCGACAACCUCCGUAUCCUCAUGGACGACCUGCAACCCGUCCCAGCCGCAACCGACACCUCCGCACAGGAAAUCGAGCUCCGACUCCGUAACCGGUUCCCAACCCUCGAAGACGAGCGCGCCACCCGCGUCAAAUUCCUCUGGAACGAGACCAAAAGAUGUAUCAUCGCCGUCAUCAAAGUUCAAACAGGGAACAACCUCCUGGACAUCCUCGAAGCGCCCGUCACGGAACGCGAGGAGGCGCGAUUCCAGGAGAUUGUGGAGGCCGAGACGCAGAAGUUUGAGGCCCGCCGGGCGAGUAUAGCUGCGCGGGAGGCCGAUUCGCCGGCGAAUGGGGGAAGGUCGAACUAUGCGAGUGCGGUGGAUCUGAGCAAGUCGUAUAGUGUGGGUGGGAGCUUGAAUAAUCUGGCGGCGUCAUCGCCAGGAAGUGUGGCGAAUUUGUCGAGCCCGAAGAGCAGGGAUAUUUUGUACUCGAGCCAGUAUAGCUUGUUGAAGGGCGAAGAGGGGUCAACACCCAGCUUCUUCAAUCUCAAACGCCGAGCGCUUGAAAACAUGGCCAAACUUGAGGCCGAAGGCGCCAUCAGUAAGGGAAACCGAUAUCAGGACAUGCUGAACUCGCUAGCAAAGGACAUGCUCACGAAAUCCCGCAGACGGUCGAGGAGGAGAAAAGAGCUGGCAUCUCUUCAGUCCACUCUCGAAAAGCUGGAACAAAAAGCGGCAUUUUUGGAAGAACAGAAAACGUCGUACCACAACUACAUCGAGGCGUGCAUGGCCCAGCUCGGGAAUAAGAAACACAAAGGAAAACGCGUCCUCCCCUUCACCCGCCAAUACGCCCACCAAAAAGAGCUCCAAAAAGCCGGCAAAGUGCCCAAAUUCGGGUCCUACAAGUAUACCGCCGCGGACCUAUACCGCAAAGGCGUGCUGGUCUCCAUCGACGACCACUCGCCGAAAACGUACAACCAGAUCACGCUCACCAUCUCGUCCGACGAGGCGGGGGCGUUUAAGAUCGAUGCGACGUUCUUUGGGGUGCCGGUUGCCGAGUCGAUUGAUUUGAGACUGGAGGAUUUACUGGCGAGCCAGUAUAAUAAUGAGUCGUUUAUGACGUUGAUGGAGGGGGCGAAGGUUAAUGUGAACUUGCUGAUCUUCUUGUUGAAUAAGAAAUUUUACGUGUAAAAACAACGACUGUAACACGCCCUGCGACCUCUAUCGCACUGCCUCCAAUAAGUAGGCGACAUCAGAGACGUUGACCAUUAGGAUGCGAUUGUAAAACUUUGUGACAUGCUUUGUACAAUUGGAUUUCUGUACAAGUGUUAAUGGGGGCCAGGCUAUGUGUGUGAAUGUGUAUGCGCAUGUCUGUUUGUGCUCCUUUGUUGUUGC
Molecule: messenger RNA, 4234 nt
Organism: Fimicolochytrium jonesii
Lineage: Eukaryota; Fungi; Chytridiomycota; Chytridiomycetes; Spizellomycetales; Powellomycetaceae
Exons: 14
Coding region: 236-4030 (1264 amino acids)
Biological process (GO): regulation of GTPase activity; regulation of actin cytoskeleton organization; mitotic actomyosin contractile ring assembly actin filament organization
Cellular component (GO): cytoplasm; mitotic actomyosin contractile ring
Molecular function (GO): calmodulin binding; actin filament binding; GTPase activator activity
Source: RefSeq, a predicted model, not a curated record